AUGGUAGGAAAAAUAUGUGAAAUGUGGAGAGAAAUGAAGGGUGUAAUGGCAAUGGUGGUGGUUCAGAUAGCUACGGCAGGAUUGAACAUUUUAUUCAAGCUUGCGGUGGCUGAUGGUAUGGAACCGAGAGUUCUCGUGGCCUAUCGUCUCGUCUUCGCUACAAUUUUCAUGCUUCCCUUAGCCUUCUUCUUUCAAAGGGAGAAGAGGCCAGAGUUCACAUGGAGUUUGUGCUUACUAGCACUUCUCUCGGGGUUACUUGGUUCGGUGAUACCGAGUACCCUAGCCGUGACCGGAAUCGCUCUGACAUCAGCAACAUUCGCUUCUGCUGCUGGCGUUCUUAGUCCCUUGGUCACUUUCGCCUUGGCUGCACUUCUUAGAAUGGAGAGUGUAGGGCUAGGAUCGAGGCAAGGGAAUGCUAAGGUAUUUGGGACAGUGCUUGGCGUUGGUGGAGCUCUUGUCUUUAUAUUCUACAGAGGAAAAGACAUUUAUCUAUGGUCAACUCACGUUGACUUAGUGAACCCUAAACCACGUGAUGAUGCUACCACCCACAAAGUUUCCAUAAUCGGUGCUCUUUCAGUUUUUGGCGGUAUUUUUUCCUACUCACUUUGGCUAUUGUUGCAGGUUAAAGUAAGCAACCGAUUUGGAGGGCCUUAUUGGAACGCAACGCUAAUGAACAUGAUGGGAAGUGUAGUCGCUGUACUUGUUGCUCUUUGCUGGGAUAUGAAUUUGAAGGAAUGGAGAUUAGGAUGGAAUAUCAGACUCUUAACAAUUGCUUAUGCGGCAAUUUUGAUAUCCGGGAUGGUGGUAGCAGUCAACGCAUGGUGCGUGGAGUCUAGAGGGCCGUUAUUUGUAUCGAUAUUUAGCCCUAUAGCACUUGUGAUCGUAGCCCUUGUUGGAUCAUUUUUUCUAAAUGAAACACUUCAUUUGGGAAGCAUAAUCGGUACAGUAAUUAUCGUGGGAGGAUUGUACCUUGUGCUUUGGGGUAAAAACAAGGAAAUGAAGAGUAACUCUACGACAUCGGAUCAUAUUGAAACAAAUAAGACUAGCAAAGACGUCACCCUCAAGACUCUCCCCAAUUUAAAGAUCAAUCUUCACGAUGAGCUUGAUAUUAUGAGGCUAAACCGACCUUAUUGGGAUACCGAUACCGAUUGGAUCACUCUCCAUCUUAUCAACUCACCGACAAGUAACCGGUUCAAUGAUGAUCUAGUUAAUCAUACCCAAGAUGUAUUCACUGAUGUCAUGCCUAACGAACGGAUCGGUCCACCACCAGCCUCGCAAUCCGCCAUCGAGGCUGUAAAGAGGGUGGUAAUCGCGGAAGAUGAUUUGGCGAAAGAGAAGGUUUGUGCGAUAUGCAAGGAGGAGUUUGAAGUUGGAGAGGAAGGAAAAGUGUUGAAAUGCAUGCAUUUGUAUCAUUCAAGUUGCAUUGUGUCUUGGUUGAAUAUUCACAACACGUGUCCCAUUUGUCGCUUUGAGGUUAACUUACGUGUUUCCGAAAAUAGCGUAGACGGUGGAGGGUCUCAAAACAUCUACAAUGAUCGAUCAAAUCGGUUUCGGACUCGUGUUUGUUCUUUCUGGCCUCUCCGAAUGAUGUUUGAUUGGGUACAUAGCCUCGUCGGUAAGAUCCCUCCUCCUGAUCUAACUUUUAUGGCUAUCCUAUUAUGCUUUUAUGUUUUUUAA
Molecule: messenger RNA, 1677 nt
Organism: Arabis nemorensis
Lineage: Eukaryota; Viridiplantae; Streptophyta; Magnoliopsida; Brassicales; Brassicaceae
Source: the annotation of a GenBank genome assembly